AUGGCAACAAGUUCACAAAACCCAGCAAACCUUAUCUUCAUCCCUUUCCCCAUCCUCAGCCACCAGGCUGCCGCCGUGCAAACCGCCGGCCUCCUUGUCGACCGGAACCCGCGCCUCACGGCCACCAUCAUCGUCAUGAAGCUCCCGGUCGACACCAAAACCACCACUCCCGACCACAACCCCAGGAUACGGUUCGUGGAGCUUCCCCCGGACGAGCAAAGCUUUGCCAAGUAUGGCACGAACCCGAACUCCUUAACCGUCUACUACACCGAAAGCCAGAAGGGCCCGGUUAGAGACACCGUGAUGACUAUAAUGCAUUCGGGCCGGGUCGCGGGCUUCGUGGUCGACAUGUUCUGCACGGCCAUGAUCGACGUGGCCCACGAGCUCGGUCUCCCAUCCUACAUUUUCUUCACGGGCAACGCCUCGAACCUCGGGCUCUUGUUCGGGCUCCAGGAGUUUAUCGACCGGGAGAAUAAGGACCUCGCGGAUUACGAGAAUACCGAUUUCGAACUAUCCUUCCCGAUUUACUCGAGCCCUGUUCCUGCCAAGGUGUGGCCGACGCAAGUCUUCGAGAAGGAAAGCAAUUGGUCGAACUUCACGAGGAAAUUCAGGGGAACGAAAGGGAUCGUCGUGAACACAUUCCUCGAACUCGAGCCGCGCGCGAUCCGCGCCCUCUGGGAGGAUGAGUUAACCCCACCAGUUUAUCCCGUGGGCCCGAUUAUCGAGUCGGAGGCUAGAGGACGAGGAGUAAUUAGUCGCGAAGAAGAGGUCGUGAUGAGGUGGCUCGACGGGCAGCCCGACUCGUCGGUCGUGUUUCUCUGCUUCGGGAGCGGCGGGUGGUUCGGUGCCGAGCAAGUGAAGGAAAUUUCCGAGGGGCUCGAAAACAGCGGGCAGAGGUUUCUUUGGUCGUUGAGAAAGCCGGCUCCCGAGGGAAAGUUGGAGUUUCCGGGGGAGUACGAGGAUCCAGGGGAGGUCCUUCCGGAAGGUUUUCUCGAGCGGACUGUAGGGUUUGGGAAAGUGAUCGGGUGGGCCCCACAGAUAGCUGUGAUGGCCCACAGGGCGGUCGGGGGGUUCGUUUCGCAUUGCGGGUGGAAUUCGGUGCUCGAGAGCGUGUGGUUUGGGGUUCCGUUAGCGGCGUGGCCGAUCUACGCCGAGCAGCAAGCGAAUGCUUUUCAGCUUGUGAGGGAGCUCGGGAUGGCGGUCGAGAUCAAGGUGGAAUACAAUAUGAAGACUUGCAACGGGAUUGUGCCGGCCGCGAGGAUAGAGGGGGCCGUGAGGGAGUUGAUGGGACCGGAGAAUGAAGGCCGGCGAGCUAAGGUGAGGGCUUUGAGCGAAACGAGUGGGGCUGUCAUGUUGGAAGGAGGUUCGUCGCAUGAGUUUUUGGGCCGGUUUAUCGACAGUGUUUUGGAUAACAUUUCUUGA
Molecule: messenger RNA, 1422 nt
Organism: Striga asiatica
Lineage: Eukaryota; Viridiplantae; Streptophyta; Magnoliopsida; Lamiales; Orobanchaceae
Source: the annotation of a GenBank genome assembly